Aegilops tauschii subsp. strangulata is the source of this 2242-nucleotide messenger RNA. Its product is annotated as glyoxylate/hydroxypyruvate reductase HPR3. Gene Ontology annotation, molecular function: hydroxypyruvate reductase [NAD(P)H] activity; glyoxylate reductase (NADPH) activity; NAD binding. Lineage: Eukaryota; Viridiplantae; Streptophyta; Magnoliopsida; Poales; Poaceae. The record is from RefSeq and is a predicted model, not a curated record. Gene Ontology annotation, cellular component: cytosol.
GCCAAAUAAGCUUAUCAUUUUGCUAAUUGUUGUGCUAAUCCUUCGAUGUCUCUGAUCACCCUAGCCUUUUCUAUGUAAUAUACUCUCAUUUGCUUUUCCCCCUAAUAUCUGGUUCACGCUCCGCCACUGCAUGCGACAAGAAACAACGGAAGAAACAAUUAGCACCAUACCUUGUAGCGUAGCCGAGAAAGCCGAUACGAAGGAGUACCAUCAACAUUUGUGAAAAAAAAAUCAACAAAAUGAUGACCAACUCCGAAGAAAUUUUAGUGAAAGGAACUGGCACAAGCCGUGAAACUAAUCAUAGGGAGGAAGCGAUGCAAGGCAAAGUGAGCGGCGGGCGCAAAUGCCCUCGUGAUCGUCGCGAGAACCAUAGACUGCCGCCUCAGCCUACCCCUUUCCCCGGUCUACAGUGCGCUGACAAUGCCACGUAUCCCAAUGGCGAUAAAAUGCAGAGGCCAACCGUACUAGUAAGUAGGCCCAGAUAGGAAAAAGCCCUCGACCACCGGCUAAAAAUUGCAGUCCCACUCAACCCUUAAAGCCCAUAGUGAAGACAUCUCGCCAAUUCCUGCACACAAUCCAGUGAGACCCGGAUAAAAUCACUGGACACAAUCCGAAAUUGCCGUCCUCAAUAGAUCCGCCUUUGUCAAUUGUCUUUUCAUGUUUGAAAGUCAUGCUACAAAUGUUGAUGCUGAUAGGUUAGCCAAGUUUUCAUAUUUUCUUGAUUAGGGUAGACAUGUUUGGUUGCUACAACCUCACGAUCCCUUCUGUAUUCCUCUCCUUCGGGAGUUUGAUCAAUAAAGCUUGGGUUUCCCCUAAAAGAAAAUUUGACUGUGGGCCUUUAAAACUUUAGGCAGCAUAGAGUUAAAUGAUAGUGCAUUUUCUAUUGGGUCACACUGAGACAUGAGCCUCAAAAUAUGGCUGAAAUUUCAACAGUGUUCACCUCCGAGCCUUAGGUGGUGUCAUUUUCUAAGUUCAAAAAACAAUUGGCAGCAGGUUCGGGAGAUUCAGCAGCAAUGGCUUGGCUUCUAGUCACCCUAAAACCACCAACCGCAUCCAUUGUCCCUCCGAAGCAUCACCUGCUGAUUCCAUCCUCAUCCCCAUCUUCCAACAGAGAACAUGGCCGCGCCGCCGCCCGCCGACGAGAGGCCGCUGGUGAUGCUGGCGCAGGCGCUCUUCCCGGAGUUCGCCGCGGCGCUCGCUGGUCGCUACCGGUUCGCGCUGCUGGCGGACGCCGACGCCGCGGCCGCGGACGAGGCGAGGGCGCUGCUGGUAGGGGGGCUCCCGCGGGUCACGGCCCAGCACCUGGGCGUGCUCCCGGCGCUCAAGCUCGUGGCGUGCACCUCCGUGGGCGUGGACCACGUGGACCUUGACGCGUGCCGGAGCCGCGGGCUCAGCGUGACCAACGCUGGCGCCGCGUUCGCGGCCGACUCGGCCGACUACGCCGUCGGGCUUCUCGUCGCCGUGCUCCGAAGGGUGGCCGCCGCCGACGUGUACGUCCGCAGCGGCAGGUGGGCUGCCGACGGCGACUAUCCUCUCACCACCAAGGUGAGCGGCAAGCGGGUGGGAAUCGUGGGGCUGGGCAACAUCGGCUCCCGCGUCGCCCGGCGUCUCGCCGCCUUCGGCUGCGCGGUCUCCUACCACUCGAGGUCGCCCAAGCCGUCGGCGCCGUACCCGUUCGUCCCGGCGCUGCGCGACCUGGCCGCCGGCAGCGACGUGCUGGUGCUCUCCUGCGCGCUGACAGACGAGACCAAGCACAUGGUGAACCGGGACGUGAUGGAGGCGCUGGGGAAGGGCGGGGUGCUGGUCAACGUCGGCCGGGGCGGCCUCGUGGACGAGCCGGAGCUGCUCAGGUGCCUCCGCCAGGGCGUCAUCGGCGGCGCCGGCCUGGACGUGUACGAGAACGAGCCGGCCGUGCCGCCGGAGCUGCUCGCCAUGGAGAACGUCGUGCUCUCGGACCACAGGGCCGUGCUCACGCCGGAGUCCAUCGGCGGCGUGCUUGAGGUCGUCAUCGCCAACCUCGACGCCUUCUUCUCGGGGAGGCCGCUGGUCAGCCCCAUGGAGCUCUGAAACAUGAAUGAACAUCACUCACUGGUUAGAUGAAAUUGAUUCGAUGUCGUGUGAAGAAAAUGUAUUCUGCAACAGUAUAUAUGGAGUGAUUAUCACUUCGUGCUCGACAAGAUGAAGUUGAUUAAAUACACUUGGUUACUUUAUUGGCGUAUAUUUAUACUUCAAUGCAAUCCAA